Choloepus didactylus (southern two-toed sloth) is the source of this 1368-nucleotide messenger RNA. Its product is annotated as zinc finger protein 596-like. Gene Ontology annotation, molecular function: RNA polymerase II cis-regulatory region sequence-specific DNA binding; DNA-binding transcription factor activity, RNA polymerase II-specific. Gene Ontology annotation, biological process: regulation of transcription by RNA polymerase II. Bases 1 to 1368 code for a protein of 455 amino acids. Lineage: Eukaryota; Metazoa; Chordata; Mammalia; Pilosa; Megalonychidae. The record is from RefSeq and is a predicted model, not a curated record. The transcript has a single exon.
AUGUCAGCUGAACUAUUGGCAAUGCAACCACUGGAGUCGUUGGCCUUUAAAGAUGUAGCUGUAGACUUUCCCCAAGAAGAAUGGGCUCUCCUGAACAAAUCACAGAAAAAGCUCUUCAGAGAUGUGAUGGCAGAGAUCAUCAGUCAUCUGGUUUCAGUGGGAUUUCAGGUCUGCAAAUCAGAUGUGCUUUCUCAGUUGGUGCAAGGAGAGGAAUUGUGGAGAGAAGGAAUAGUAUUUCUCCAAAACCAGAGUUCAGGUAGGGAAAAUGGCCUUAAAAAACAAGAAAUGAUGACUAUACAAAGUAUCCACAGGAAAGAAGCAUCUAUCAUCAUGUCAUUGAAAUCUCACACUCCAAAGAAUCUCUAUAAAUGUAAAGAUUUGCUAGAAGAAUUCACAAACAGAUCUGCCAUUUCUCAACAUGUGUUAAUUCAGAAGGAAAAGAAACCCUAUUUCAGCAGACUACUUAGAAAUGCCCUCAGUGACUGGUCAUCUUUUUCUCAAUGUAAGCAAGUUCACAUCAGACAUAAAUUAUACGAAUAUCCUGUAAGUGGUAAAGCCUUUAUUCAAACCUCCAGCCUUAGACAAUACAAUGGAUCUGCUAUUGGAGAGAAACCCUUUGAAUGUCCUCAAUGUGGGGAUGUCUUCUGUGAUCCUUCUUACCUUAGGCAACAUGAGAGAAAUCACACCGGGGAGAAACAAUAUCCGUGUCAUCAAUGUGGGAAAGCCUUCACUGAUUGUUCUAACCAUAGACGUCAUGAGAGAAUUCACACUGCGAGGAAAGUGUUUCAGUGUCAUCUUUGUGGGAAAGCCUACCUUCAUCAAUCUACCCUUAGGCUACAUGUGAGAACACACACUGGAGAGAAACCGUAUCAGUGUCAUUUAUGUGGGAAAACCUACACUCAGUGUUCUAACCUUAGGCGACACGAGAGGACUCACAACAGGAAAAAACCCGAUGAAUGUAAUUUAUGUAGGAAAGCCUUCAAUACAUGUCCUCACCUUAGAGACCAUGAGAGAAUUCACAUUGGUGAGAAACCUUUUGUAUGCCAUCUGUGUGGGAAAGCCUACACUCAUUGUUCUAACCUUAGGCGACAUGAGGUGAGUCACAGUGGAAAGAAAUCCUAUGAAUGCCAUCUAUGUGGGAAAGCCUUUGUGAAACAUUCUCUCCUUAAAUCACAUAAGAGAACUCACCAUGAUAAGAAACCUUAUGAAUGUCAGGUGUGUGGGAAAGCCUUUACUCAUUGUUCUUACCUUAGGCAACAUGAAGUAACUCACACUGGUGAGAAACCAUAUCAGUGCCUUCUAUGUGGGAAAGUCUAUGGUCAUUGUUCCAACCUUAGGCGACACGAGAGAACUCACAAUGGAGAGUAA